UGUGAAUUUUGGUGAGUUGGUUGAGUCUUGCCAAAGAAUAUUGAUGGUCUUGCUUGUCGCUCAGAGACUGAAGUAGUGAAGAUACAGGCUUAGCCUAGCUGACGUUCUACUUAAAUGUCUGACAUUUUCACUUCAAGCUGAUUUCAACGUUCAUGUGAGUAGUGAAAAAUUAUACCGGAGCAAGAAAUUUCAAGAAAUUAUCAACUCGUAGAGUGGUUACUACAUUCAGAUUUCUUUAUGAUACAUCCAAGUUUGAAGCAAUUUGAGAAGACAAAUUUUAUAAGAAUGAACCAGUAACCAUCGAGGAGGUUUGGUAAGGUUAAUCAGUUUGAAAUAUGACGUCAAAUAUGCGACAGACGCAGUGAAAUUUUGAUUAGCAUUGUGAAGAAACAGUUUCAACCUGUAUUGCUGUAAAUUUCUUUUUUUCGAGGAUUACAAAAAUUUGACUUUAAAAUGAACACAGCUACGAAUAGCAUUGGCGAUCCAUUCAAUGGCUUAUCAUGAUGCUACUAUGCACUUCCCAAAAAGGGAUUGUGGCUGACUUUGGCUUUUAAAGGAAAAGAGAUACUUUUUGUUCAGGAUAUCAUUUAAAAAUUUAGAAUAAUGAUGAAGGCAUUUACCAAAUUCUUCUGUUUUCCUCGGAGGCAUUUUAAACGGGUUGUUAUGUUACUCGUUGUUUCAUUCUUCGCUCUGUGGUUGUCGGGAUACUACCAGACUUCUAAGACCAAAGUAGACGGCAGUUAUCAUAGCAAAUACUCAAAUUUGAGGUUAAAGACGAUUGGUGAAAGGUUUACCGAUGACACCAAGAGAUCGAAAUUUAAGGAAAGACUCAAGAAAAAAGUUGAUUCAAUGGUGUUAGUGCUAGCAGAGGAUUCGCAAUCAAAGAAUUCCCUGUCAUCAAUAGUAUGCGUUACCCUAGAAGCCAAACAUUUUAAGUACCGCAAACGUUUGUUGAGCGAGGGUAGUUUACCGUCGCUUACGCAACACGGCCAGGGUUUGUAUUCAGUGAUCAUCUUUGAGAGCUUGAAUUCAUAUAUUUAUUUAGAUACAAACGAUCGGACAAUGCUUGAUGAUUAUUGCCGUGAAUUUAAUGUCGGGAUUUUUGCGUUUGCCGUAUCUUCCAAGAAUGAAAUUACACUAAGCUCGCCGGUUGGAAAUCUACCAAUUCAUAUGGACAAACAGUUAUCGUUACGAGACUUGGAAGUGAAUCCAAAAUCUCAAGUUUUGCGGAUAACAAAGGCGGGGGGUAAAAUUAACACAGAGGCUGACAACUGGACAGUGUUUCAUGGAAACCAUUCGACCUACCAACCAAUUGUUACAGGACAGAUAAAGAGUGACAGUGUGCAGCAAAUUUCCCACGGUAUGCAUUCAAAUGCCGUCUUCCACACAACUGCAGUGCUUGAUCAGGGCUCAUACGAUGGUGUGAAAAGGAUAUUUUUUGGGCAUAAUUUUCAAAUAUGGAUACAUUAUCCAUUGUUUUUUGACAGCUUGCACUAUCUGUCUAACGGCCGUAUUACGUGUACACUGGAACGAUACAUUAUGGUUGAUAUUGAUGAUAUAUUUGUGGGUUCUGCUGGUGUCAGAAUGGUUCCGGAUGAUGUGGAGGCGCUAGAAAUUGAGCAGGAGAACCUCCGUCGCAUCAUACCUGGCUUCACCUUUAACCUCGGAUUUUCGGGCACAUACUUCAAAAAAGGCAACAAAAAUGAGAAUGAGGGUGAUGUCGAGAUCCUCCGCCGCGCUGACAAAUUCUGGUGGUUUCCGCACAUGUACAACCACAUGAGACCGACAGUUUAUACUGACGAGGCUGAUCUUCGCAAGUACAUGCAACUGAAUAAACAAUUUGCUGAGGAUCAUAAUAUUCCACUGAAUAACAACUAUGCAGUGGCACCCCAUCAUGCCGGUGUGUACCCAGUGCACAACCCUCUAUAUGAGAUCUGGAAGAAAGUUUGGGAUAUUCAGGUAACGAGUACCGAGGAAUAUCCUCACCUGUACCCAGCAAGGAGGCGCAAGGGAUUCAUUCAUAAGAAUAUCAAGGUUCUACCAAGGCAAACUUGUGGUCUGUUCACACACACAGUAUUUCUAGACAAGUACCCUGGAGGCAGGGCCAAGUUAGACACCAGUAUCCAUGGAGGAGAACUCUUCCGGACAUUCAUAGACAAUCAGGUGAAUAUUUACAUGACGCAUUUGUCGAAUUACGGUAACGAUCGGAUUGCGCUGUACACUUUCGAUAAUGUCAUCAAUUUUGUCCACAAAUGGACCAAUCUGAAACUGCACGCUCUGCCGCCAAAACAACUUGCAGACAAGUACUUUGAUUUAUUUUCAGACCAGAAGGAACCGCUAUGGACAAAUCCCUGUGACGACAAACGGCAUCUAGAUAUUUGGGCGGAAAAUAAAUCAUGCAAAAACUUGCCGGACUUCCUUAUCAUUGGACCUCAGAAAACAGGGACCACUGCUCUUUAUACAUUUUUAAGUAUGCAUCCAGCCAUAUGCAGUAACAUAGCGAGCACAAGAACUUAUGAAGAGGUGCAGUUCUUCAGUGGCACCAAUUAUUUCAGAGGCAUUGACUGGUACCUGGAAUUUUUCCCUGGAAAUCGCUCAAACGUAAUAUUUGAAAAGAGUGCGACUUAUUUUGACAAUCCAAAUGUGCCACGCCGAGCGCAUGCUCUGCUUCCCAAAGCCAAGCUGAUAACGAUACUGAUCAGCCCUUCCAAGAGGGCUUACUCCUGGUACCAACAUAUGCGGUCUCACAACGAUCCAGUAGCCUUGAACUACACAUUCUAUGAGAUAGUGAGUGCAGACAAGUCCUCACUGUCAGCCAUCCAUGACUUGCGCAGACGGUGCUUAGAGCCAGGAAAGUAUGCUAAGCAUCUUGAUCGCUGGAUGUCCCACUACACUUCAAAUCAGUUACUAAUCUUAGAUGGAGAGUUGUUGAAAGAAAAUCCUGCAGGAACGAUGUCCAAAGUGCAACAUUUUCUGCACAUCAAGAAACAGUAUGAUUACUUCACACACCUAAAGUAUGACAACAAAAAAGGAUUCUACUGCCAGUUACUGAACAGCGGGCGGACCAAAUGCCUUGGAAACAGCAAGGGACGGGUGUACCCCCAAAUGGAUCGUGAAUCCCAGAGCUAUUUAUCGCAGUAUUAUCUAUCACACAACAAGGAUUUAAAAGCCUUGCUUAUGAAGUUAGGCUACAGGAUUCCACAUUGGCUGAAAGAGGAACUAGAGUUAGCAGAAUAUGCAUAAAUUUAUGAAUCUAUUUUAACAACUCCUCCAAAAAAUUUAUAAUAAAAACACUGUGAAUAUAAAAUGUGUACAAAUUUGCGGGGAAAAGGAUGCAAGUUGAAUUUUAGAUUAGAUUAGUAAUGACCUAAUUAAAUUUCAAAUUGAUAUGCAGGGAAUUUAUCUAUAUAUCUUCUUUUGAUAGAAGUGAUAGUAUUAUUAUCAAUCACUGAGUUAAAUCUUCUGAUUGAAUUUUCAAUUGUUUUUUUCUUCAUUUUCAUCUAAAGAAUUGAGCUAUAUUUCAGCCUGGUCUUGUCUACAAAGUUGUCUACUUUGUUAAUAAUCACUGUCAGGAACCAUUACAAUGGAUGGAUAGGUUGGAUGUUGAAGUAUAAUAACAAUGAAAUACAGAAAAUAUACUCUUUUUGCUGCCCUCUAUGACCAUACUCAGCAACUAGUC
Messenger RNA from Anneissia japonica, 3679 nucleotides. RefSeq names its product bifunctional heparan sulfate N-deacetylase/N-sulfotransferase 4-like. The record is from RefSeq and is a predicted model, not a curated record. NCBI's taxonomy places the organism in Eukaryota, Metazoa, Echinodermata, Crinoidea, Comatulida, Comatulidae. Bases 604 to 3243 code for a protein of 879 amino acids. Gene Ontology annotation, cellular component: Golgi apparatus. Gene Ontology annotation, molecular function: heparan sulfate N-sulfotransferase activity; deacetylase activity. The transcript is spliced from 12 exons.